AUAUUUUUAGUUGCCACGGUGAGGCCAAGCACUUUACCGUGACCGUUUUAGAUGGCUCGAUACGGCAUUUAAAAUUAAUAAAUGGCUCGACAAAACAAAACUUGUACGGAGUGAUAGUAUUCUAGGUUUGUCUAUAUGUGGACGCACGUGAAUAUAAGAAACUGUCAAAGGUGUUCGCUUAUCAACUGAAAACUCUUAUCACUGUGUAAGUUAGACUGGCCUAGCGCUCACUAAGUUUAACUAAGUAUGUAAAUGUUUAAAACUGAGGUAUGGAUAUGUGCAGUGUGUGAACAUUUUUGCAGGUAUUCAAUAGCACAGAAAUUAGUAUAUAUUUUAUACGAAACUGGAUAUACAUGAUACUUGGAUAUUAUUUCUGAAAACCUGGAUAACAGAAAGUAAUGAGAGAGCCACAAGAUGACGUUCGUGAAUAUAUUCAAGGAUUUUUACUCAGAUUCUGACUCAUACGACAAUCAUUAUGAUAAUGAUAAAAAUUACACGAAUGCUCUCAUUGAUCAAAGUGAUAAAUGCAACCCUCUAAACAAUACAGCACAGAAAAAAACCGUACACAGCGACUGGAACGAGGCUGUCAGUGCCUGGACGAAUACAGUGCCGUUUCCACGAUAUGUUCCAACGUCAGCAGUUACCAACGUCAUCAAACGUCAGAGCCGUGAUAUCAACAAAAUUGAGGAGGCUGAGGGUAAUGUCUCCAUCAAAUGUGUCGGUGAGGAUUUUGACACAUUCCCCGUUCCAAGCUGGAAAGCAAAUGUAGAGCAAGGGACGUAUCGUUACGUCACGAAUAACGCGUAUUACAGGACCGUCAAAAUAUUAGAAUAUCGUGACAAACGUGAUUGGUACACAAUUCAUAAGAAAUACCCGGAACUAGUUUCUAUGAACUGGCAAAAUAAACGAUUCAACAAAGAAUUGAAGCGAAGCUUGAGAAGAGACUUGGAAGUAAAAUUUCACAAUCACAACCGCCGACAACAGUCGAUUAUGUCGGAAGCAGUAGUGGAGUCUGCAAGUAAUAAAACACCAGUGGACAAGUCAAUCGAACAGGUCGUAGAGAGUAACCGUGUUCCUAGCGUGCAGUUAGAGGCUCCAAAAUCUAAACGGGAGUGUGUGACUAACUAUAAGUAUGAAGCACACCAGAAACCAAAGCCAGAUACAUUAAAAAAAUCUUCUAGUGACUUGAAUAUAGACAAAAUAUCUACGAGAAUUAAUGUUCUAAAUGAAGAACUGAGACGCGAUUCUAGGCUACGUAAAUCACAGGAAGCUGCAGACUUAUCAAAACUUUUGCUUCAAAAUAAAAACAAAGAUCUGACGUCGAAGAAUUCACAAAAUAAAAAGGAUGGACAAAAUACGGAUGAAGUAAUGACUGUGAGAUCCAUUGCCCAAAGGGGGGAAUUGAAGCCAGUGGAGAGAGUGACUCCUGCCCAGAGAAUACUCGCCACAGAGUCCAAAAAACCGAAAAAUAAUCAUAUACGGUACACAAAGUCAACCGGAAAUGACGCAGCAACAAUAAGUGUUCCUUCUAUACCUGACAAUUUUCACAUUGCUAGUCCAGAGCUUGAAAAAGCUCUAAAUUCUUACAAACUGGCAAUAGAGACAACCAAGCAAUCUUUGUUUAAUACUCUUACUGGUAACAAAAGCCAGCGACGGACGACAGGGGGGUCUACCAAGGUUACGCACUCAGCCCCUCCCUCUGUGUGUGAGACUUCGUCACAAGGAAUGUCUCGGCCAGAACCGCCCACUCCGGACAGUGUCCACUGUAUAUCCAGUCUUAGUGGCAAGGAUAAAUCCGCGGUCAAAAAGAACUCAUUUUCUGGACUUCUUCCCGAAAUUGCUGGCAAACGUUUAGAAGUUGGAACCACUGUCAAUAGGUGGUUGUAGGGGAGACAGAGAAUUCAAUUUUUUUCACAAAGAAAUAAAUGCCUUGUUUAUUUGUAUUGUGGGGAUAUAAUAUGAAAUGAAGUAUGGGUGAUUUUCUUAAUCGGCUUUGCGGAUUAUACAGAAAUAUUGCCUUGUACAUCCUUUGUUUUUAUAUCCCUCAUAAUACAAAAUGAGCAUUUAUUUUAAAUUCAUAUUUUUAUUUUGUGAUUCAACGUGUAUUCUAUAAGUGUUGGCCUUUUUAUGCCAAGUUGAGAGGUGAAUUUCGUGUUACAGAUAGUGCACUUUAAUGCAAUGCGACAGCAAAGGGUUAUUACUGUCAAACUUUGAUAAAUAUAAAUAUUUAGAAAUGUUA
Ostrea edulis (European flat oyster) is the source of this 2239-nucleotide messenger RNA. RefSeq lists its product as uncharacterized. The coding region runs from base 415 to 1887 and encodes 490 amino acids. The transcript has 2 exons. NCBI's taxonomy places the organism in Eukaryota, Metazoa, Mollusca, Bivalvia, Ostreida, Ostreidae. The record is from RefSeq and is a predicted model, not a curated record.